This is a messenger RNA of Cylicostephanus goldi, 284 nucleotides long. The record is from the annotation of a GenBank genome assembly. Lineage: Eukaryota; Metazoa; Nematoda; Chromadorea; Rhabditida; Strongylidae.
AUGUCAGCUCUCUUGCUCACUGAUUUCUGUUCUGUCGAUUUGAUAUUCCGAGACUCUCGCACUAGAACACACAUUCCUUAUCGAGAGGAUAAAAACUUGACGGGUACAGCUCGAUACGCUUCCAUCAAUGCUCACCUCGGUAUAGAGCAAAGCAGAAGGGAUGAUAUGGAGUCCCUCGGUUACGUGUUGAUGUACUUCAAUCGCGGCACGCUUCCUUGGCAAGGCUUGAAAGCAGCUACCAAAAAGCAGAAAUAUGAAAAAAUUAGCGAAAAGGUGAGUUAAGU